UCCUCUCCUAUAUGUAAAACCCUAGACUCACUCUCUCAACACAAGUAGCAGAAGAAGAAAGGGUUAGGGUUCUUCUUCUUCUUCAUUCCAACGAGAGUGUGAGUUCAGUUCACACCAGAAACCGCCACAAUGUCGAUGUCAAAGAGUUCGAAGAUGCUCCAAUACAUCAACUACCGCAUGCGCGUCACCAUCCAAGACGGUCGUCAACUCGUCGGAAAAUUCAUGGCCUUCGACCGCCACAUGAAUCUCGUCCUCGGUGACUGCGAGGAGUUUCGCAAGCUUCCUCCGGCCAAGGGCAAGAAGCCCUCCGACGCCGACCGCGAAGAUCGCCGCACCCUCGGCCUCGUUCUCCUCCGCGGUGAGGAGGUUGUUUCCAUGACCGUUGAGGGUCCGCCUCCGCCGGAGGAGUCACGCUCCAAGGCUGUUAACGCCGCCGCGCUCGGCGGCCCUGGGAUUGGUCGCGCUGCUGGUAGGGGGAUUCCUGCUGCUCCUGUUAUUCAGGCUCAGCCUGGGUUAGCGGGUCCUGUUCGUGGUGUUGGUGGUCCUGCUCCUGGUAUGAUGCAGCCGCAGAUCUCGCGCCCGCCGCAGUUGUCGGCGCCACCUGUGUCGUAUCCUCCUAAUGCGCCUGGGAUGAGGCCGCCUGGGCAGAUGCCGGGGUAUCCUGGACAGGGUCCUCCGCAGAUGGGUAGGGGUCCGCCGCAGCCUAUGCCGCCUGGGCAGUUUGCUCCUAGACCUGGUGGUCCGCCACCGCAGUAUGGGGUUCCGCCGCAGUUUGGGCAGAGACCAAUGGGGCCACCUCCGCCUGGGCAGAUGAUGAGGGGACCUCCACCUCCUCCUCGCCCUGGAAUGCCAGGACCUCCACCUCCUCGCCCUGGGAUGCCACCUCCCCCUGGCGGUGCUCCUGUUUAUGCUCCACCUCGUCCUGGCAUGCCCCCUCCGCCAAACUCUCAGAAUCAACAACAACAGUGAUCGUGGAAUGGAUUGAACUUCACAUUAUGGCAGGUUUCCUCUUGCUGGUGCUCUGAAGAUAUGGACAUUGGACUUGUUUGGCACACUUCAUUUAAUAUGCUGCUUGUACUUCAGUAGUAAUUAUUGCGUGGAAAAUCUCAAUCAUUCACUUAUUAGGGAUUUUUUUUUAAUAUAUUGUGAUGAGAACGUGUCGUGUUAGAACAGCUUAAUGUUUUGGACAAGUUAUUGUACUACAACUGAGCACUAGACAUAUAAAUCGGCUUUGUAGAUUGUCUGGAAAGAAUGCCGGAUUUCAAAUUCAUCGUACUAAUUUGUGAGUGUAGGACAGGAUCUGUGACCCCUUUUAUCUUUUGGGUUAUAUAGCGUAAUUAUGACUUGGAA
This is a messenger RNA of Lotus japonicus, 1350 nucleotides long. RefSeq lists its product as uncharacterized. The transcript has 2 exons. Bases 130 to 969 code for a protein of 279 amino acids. Lineage: Eukaryota; Viridiplantae; Streptophyta; Magnoliopsida; Fabales; Fabaceae. The record is from RefSeq and is a predicted model, not a curated record. Gene Ontology annotation, biological process: mRNA splicing, via spliceosome. Gene Ontology annotation, cellular component: U4 snRNP; U1 snRNP; cytoplasm. Gene Ontology annotation, molecular function: RNA binding.